This is a messenger RNA of Phycodurus eques (leafy seadragon), 3603 nucleotides long. Its product is annotated as inositol-tetrakisphosphate 1-kinase-like. The record is from RefSeq and is a predicted model, not a curated record. Gene Ontology annotation, biological process: inositol trisphosphate metabolic process. Gene Ontology annotation, molecular function: magnesium ion binding; ATP binding; inositol-1,3,4-trisphosphate 5-kinase activity. Gene Ontology annotation, cellular component: cytoplasm. Lineage: Eukaryota; Metazoa; Chordata; Actinopteri; Syngnathiformes; Syngnathidae.
GGUGAGCUUUUUUGUUAGUGUUGCAAUUUGCUCUGUCCAAUGUCAUACUUUGAGGACAGCGGGACGCACUAGGACCUUGCAGAGCUCAAACAAAUUAAGGACAGCCACCGCAUAAGAGGCUUAGCACAUCUAAUCUAUACUUACACACACACACACACACACACACACACACACACGCACACACAUACAGUAUUUCAUAAACAUCCCAUUUUCAAACAAGCACGUCCCACAGGCGACCACCGCCAUUGUAUUUUCAUUUAGUUUUCAUUUUUUCCCCAACUCUUUCAUUUACCGAUUUGACCUUACCGCCCCUUCCACUUUGCCGUUGAAUAUGUUCCACGACUUCUCUCAUGCAAUUUCAUUAGCAGGCGGGUAAAAACGUGUCCUCCAGUGAACUAAGAGUGUCUUUCUCUGUCCAUUGAAGAGAAAGACAAAUUGCAACUGCAGGCUUCCCUUUUAUUUACAGCCAAGAGUUCAUUUUGAUUGCUAUUUCAGGAAUUUUCAGGUUAAAAAGUUGCGACAUUUCACUGAAAAUAGUAAUUUCUUCCAAUGUAUUUUCGAUUUGAAGCCCGUAUUGAAUGUGUAAGGUAUUGUCAUUUACAUGGAUUUCAUCCCGCCUGACAUCACAGGCCCAAGUCCCGUCCCGCUUCCACAAACCUUUCCACACACUUUCCCAGCUGUUACCUCUCACAUCACGUCGUUCGAUAGUGUUCACAGCAUAUUUGGAUGUCUGUGCGUCCACUGUGUGAUUAUAGUGUGUGUGUGAGACAGUCGCACACCCACACAUAAACACACACACGCAUGCACAGAGUUCAGCCGAUUUAUCAUAAUAUGCUUUAUCUGAAAAGUAAGUAUCUUAUCUCGGGAUAAAGGGAGGAAAGAGGGGUUUGUGGCCAGAUUGACAGAGGAAGGGUGGAUGGACAGAAUGGAGGCAGCACUGGCCACACAUGCAGGCACAAGGAGCGGAACGAGCCCUUUUUGGGCGCGAUCGAUCACUUUUGGUAAUCCUUUCCAUGCAGAGCGAGACGAGAAUGGGAGACCACAGACAGCACUAGCUGUUGCUGUCUGGAUUCUGCACUAACCACCUGGCACAAGAUCUGAGGUGGACCAUUUCCCUGGGGGCCUGGAUGUGGAUGAUUCUGUUACGAUCGACCGGGCCAGGUCCUGAGGCAGAACCACUUUCCUGAAGGCGUCUACCUGCAGCGCUUCAUCUCUUUAAAUUGACUCUUAAUAAUGGAAUGCCAUCUUAAUUAACAUUGUACAGCACCACACUUGGCAUGGGUGUGUGUUCUGGUUGUUGUCUUCCCCCUGUCUCGCACUCACCUGCUCCUGAGAGCAUCUUCCCCACCUGUGCUUCGUUUACCCGAAUUACCCCAUGCAUUUAACCUCGUGUCUCAUUUUUUCUGGUCGCCAGUUCGUUGUACCUUGUUGUCACGUUUCAGCAUUCCUUGUUUCCACGUCACCGACUGAUAGUAAGACUAGACCCUGUUCUGAUUAUUGAUCUUGCCUUUUUGCCUCACGUUUUUCAGAUACUGUUGCCUUUGCAGGUUGCCUGCCUGUGUACCGACCUGUACCCGUUUAUUAAACCUCUCCUUUUGAAAUUGUCCAUUUGAAUUGGAGUCGUGCAUUUUGGGUCCUGUCCUUUGUUCCGUUCAUGACAAUACUAUGUGAUAAAUGUUGUCCAUUCAACAUUCAUUGCAGCCCAGUCAUCCUGGAAGGGGGAUUCCCCCCCCCCCCUCCGCCUGUUCAAGGGCUAUACAAAUAAACUUGACUUGACUUGAGAUGCAGCGUGUGUGGGUGGGUGUUGGCGGCGGUGGGAUAGGGGUGUUGGUUAAUUACGUGGGCAUUCCACCCUUACUGUCUAUAUCUGCUGUCAGUGGGUCACAAGCGAAGCAAGCCAAAUGUCGCGCCACAGAGUGGGCUUCUGCCUCAGUGAUAAGAAACGCAGGAGGAUGAAUUUGGACGCCUUUGCAGAGCUCUGUGCGGAUCAUGGAGUGGAGGUGGUGGAGCUUGAUCUUACUCAGCCACUUGGGCCCCAAGGACCCUUCGAUGUUAUUGUACACAAGCUGUCUGAUGUCAUCGUCGAGGCAGAGCAUGACAGCCGAUCAAGGCAGCUCCUGGUCAACUUCCAGAGUUAUGUGUCAGCUCACAGCAGUACAGUUCUUCUGGAUCCCCUGCCUGCCAUGACCCAAAUUCUAGACCGCUUUGCUUCUUACCGGAUCAUGAGCAACCUGCACAAAUCACUCCGAGAGUGGCACAUUUGCAGUCCUCCAUACCUUGAGGUCCACAGUGCCAGUGACAUGCCUUCCAUUCAGCAGAAAGUGAUGACUCAGAACCUGAGCUUCCCUCUCAUUUGUAAAACAAGAGUGGCACAUGGUUCUCUUUCCCAUGAGAUGUCGCUGAUCUUCAGUGCGGCAAAUCUGGUGGAGAUCCGACCUCCGUGUGUCCUCCAGAGUUUUGUCAACCACGGAGCCGUUCUGCACAAGGUGUUUGUGGUCGGAGAAAGACACUUCUGUGUGGAGAGGCCCUCACUCAAGAACUUCCCCACUGGGCCAUGUGACAGAAAGACCAUCUUCUUCAACAGUCAGCAAGUGUCCAAACUGGAGUCAACCUCUGAUCUUACUGCUCUGGAUGAGCAAAUGCCCUGCCGGCCUCCUCCCAGCACGGAGGCUGUGGCCGCCUUGGUCCGAGAGCUGCGCCUUCAGCUCGGCAUGGCCCUGUUUGGUGUGGAUGUCAUCAUCAAUGCUCACACUUACACGCUCACCGUCAUUGACAUCAACAUCUUUCCAGGUUACGAAGGUGUGCCCCAGUUUUUCUCUUCUCUGCUCAGCCACAUUGAGUCAGUGUUGGACGCACAAGCUUCUUCUGUUGGCUCUCCGGAGACAACUAAUCACAAAGGGGCGACUUCCACUGUGGCAAGUGGGCUCUGAGACACCUCUGGGUCGGAAAAGACCAUGUAAAGCAUCAGUCAUUUUUUAAAAGCUUAACCUAACAGCUGAAAUGACUCAAACUGUUUUUUUUAAUUGUGUUGUGAAGUGAUUCUUCGUCACAAGAUAAACAAUUGGCAGAAAAUGUGUUUCAUACUCUUUUAUUGAUUAAUGGGUAGCAGAGAAGACAACAGGCACAAAAUACAGCACUCUAUUGGCCAGUAAUAUUACAAAUAUUUUGUUUCAAUUCUUCCAAGUUUUUUUGUUUUUUUAAACAUCUUCACACGUAUCUUUCAUCUACCUUGCUGGUUGAUGCAACUUACACAUAUGUACAAAAACAAGUUCUUUAAUUGUGAAAUAAAUAAACAUCUCAUCUUUGGAAUGGAUGGUACUAAGAUUAUUCGUGCUAACUAUUAUUUGUGUUAGUGUGUGUGUUCAAACUUCACACAAGAUUGCAAUGCUUGGCAGUAUAGAAAAGAGAAUAUAGAGUUCUAUAUUUGCACUUUAAUGAAGUAUUAAAAUACCUGCUAUAUUGGCUUACUUAUUUAAUAUUCGUUAUUGCAUUCAUGUGUGCUGCAGUGUACAAUGCGUUAUUGCAGUUAAGUGAGCCUCUUGGUAACCCUGUUAAUUCUGUAACUUGUGCAAUUUGACGCAGUGUCCUCUUGGGGGCGCUUUU